This is a messenger RNA of Brienomyrus brachyistius, 2466 nucleotides long. RefSeq lists its product as uncharacterized. The transcript has 17 exons. NCBI's taxonomy places the organism in Eukaryota, Metazoa, Chordata, Actinopteri, Osteoglossiformes, Mormyridae. The record is from RefSeq and is a predicted model, not a curated record. Bases 31 to 2322 code for a protein of 763 amino acids.
CUUCUUCAGCGGGGUUUUCCGAGAUGAUUCAUGCAAAACAAAUAUUCACACCGCCGCCCGAUGUCCCGGGGUGAGAGGCGGACAGCGACGCUUCCUCGCCGGGUUCAGCAUGUCUGCAGAAUAUUGUUGCAAAGCUUGCUGUCUUUCGGUGUACCACAUCAAGCGCCUGUCGGGAUGUUCAGAACAGAGUGUCUGGAUCGGCAUUUCUCCCUUGUGGUCAAGUCCAGCUUCCUGGGAAGCACAUUCCGAUUUGACAUCGAAGGGGACAGCGGCGUCCAUCCCGUAUCGGGCCGCAGGGCUGCCCAGUGCGGCUACACCGUGCUGCUGAACCCCGCGGGAGACCUGGUGCUGCGCGCCUCCUACCUGGCCUGCGACGUGGACAGUCAGGACGUCACAGGGCCGCAGCUGCUGGUGUGGUUCAUGAACACCGAGGCGGACGACAGCGAGAGCACGUACCCCUUCCUGUUAACCUGCCCCCUGCCACACUGGAGUCCCCGUGAGAUCGUCUGUGAAGAAAACUACAUGGAGUGUGUUGUCUCAUCCUCGCACCAGGGUUCGGAAGAGGGGGGGACAAAGGAGUGGCGGGUUGUGUUCAGUGUCCCCGCGAAGCCUUCAUCCUCACUGUCCGCUAUGAAGGAGGAGACGCUCUCCCUGAAGGAGGCGCAGCUCAUGGGUUACCAUGUCAACGCCACCGGCACGCGCAUCAUCCUGCGCUGCGCCUACUCCGCUCCCCACGCCUACGUCAUGCAGGAGAAGGGCGUCAUUCUGGAGGUGAUCAGUGCCACGGUGUUCUACAGGCACCAGUGGACUUUGCUCAUGGUGGACACCUCGCUGGCGUGCAACAUGCACAAAGGUGAGCUUGACGGCUCCUACAUCCUGUGGCGCUCCCCCCAGCUCCUGCCCCCCCUGGUGCAGGUCCCAUAUGAGGAAAAGGGGGCGGCAGUGGGUGUGGCCGGGAGUUUCUUGAGCGACUGCAAACUCCAGCAGAGGGGUUACCGCCUCAGCAUUGAGGACGGGGUUGUGGUGAUCGGGAUUCCUUUCGGCGCCGACGGGGGUUUCCUGAAGAGUCACGUGAUGCAUGGCAAGUACUCCCAGUCGUAUUCCAUAGACCUGUUCUACAUGCACCAGUGGCGGGAUGCCCAAUGGGACCUGACCCAGCACCGCUCCUUCCGGCAUCUGUGGACACCGGCCGUCCCUCGGACCCCCAGCAUUAUGAACCUCACUGUCCCUGCGGAGGGGGUGUUCUCAGUCAGCCUGGGGGCAUUCCCCCCCGAUGUGUCCCUCACCCACCUGACUGUUGGGGGCCACGUCGUUCCCAUUCCGGAUGCGGAGAAGUUCGGUCUUCUCGUAUCCCACGUGCCUUUGCCCAACGGCAGUCACUCCUACCUGCUGCAGGUCCCAUUUUCUCACCACCUUGUCGCCCAGAAGUACUUGGGAAACAGGUUCAGGAGAUACACGCUCCAGGUGAACUUCACCCUACUCCUGGUUCCCCAUGGGGAGACCUUCUCCCAUCCUGCCUCCGUGGUCUGUGAGCUACAGGACGUUGUCUUCCCCAAGAUUAAAGCUCAGUGCACUGAUGCCAGCAUAAGGCUGCAGCUGCAUUAUGGGAACAUGGAGGCCCAGUGGUGGCUGUACAUAGGAGGCCAUAGGCUAGAGCCAGAGCUGGUGGAUAAGGGGGGGUACUGGCUGGAGAAUGGACCGGGGUACCUUGGUGUGGAGGUACCGCUGUUUGGGCCGGGCAUGGCCUAUGAGGACCUCAGCCUCCAGGGGCUGGUUGCCAACCUGGUGAUAAGCCUGGUGGAUGUGGACACCGGCACGGCGGAACAUUCCUUCAUCCAGCGCUGCACCUUCCCCCUCAGGGAGCUCAUGGUGUGCCUCCCGGAUGGGCGGAUGGUGGUUCUGGUGGACACAGCAGGUGCCUUGCCUCCAGUGGACCCCCGGCACACCAGCCUGCUGGACCCGUCCUGCAAGCCGCAGGACAGCGACCACUCGCGGGCCCUCUUCAGCUUCAGGCUGAACUCCUGUGGCACCACAGUGAGCGUUGAGGAAAAUAACCUGGUGUUCAUAAACGAAGUCCGGUAUUCCCCGAAAGGCCAACCUGCACCCAACCAAUUCACUCACCCAUCAUACCGCUAUAGACGGCCAAUCGGAUGCCGCUAUCCCAUAAAUGGUACCCAGGAAAUGUUGAUCUACAAAUCCCGUGCAGCUGCUAAGAUCCCGCCCCUGACACGGCCUCGCAGGUCCUUGAAGGGCCAAUCCCGGUGGCUGUCUUUUAUCCGAGGCAACGUCUCCUGCACCCCUUGGUGUGGACUUUGGAGGUGACACUGGUGGCCCUGGGCUUUGAGGGGUGGGGGGAAUUGGGGACAGGUCCCCUCUGUGAGGGUGACCUAUUGGCUGUGCUCUGCCAACUUGUAUGAUCAUGUAUGUAAAUAUCUUUAAUAAAGUGUGGGUGUAUAUAUUCCUGUA